Molecule: messenger RNA, 3692 nt
Organism: Syngnathoides biaculeatus (alligator pipefish)
Lineage: Eukaryota; Metazoa; Chordata; Actinopteri; Syngnathiformes; Syngnathidae
Gene: garem1
Product: GRB2 associated, regulator of MAPK1
Exons: 6
Coding region: 306-2894 (862 amino acids)
Biological process (GO): cellular response to epidermal growth factor stimulus; epidermal growth factor receptor signaling pathway
Molecular function (GO): proline-rich region binding
Source: RefSeq, a predicted model, not a curated record
CACUGAAAGUGCGUGCGUGGGAGGUAGAAAAUCUCUUAUUUUGUCAACUAAAUGACUCGUUUCCGUUAUUCUGUUUCUAUUUAGCAGCUAAACAAACAUGGCUCUGCUUCGUUAUUAGAUUACGGCUUUAAAUUUUAAAGAGAUGACAAGGCAAUAUUAUACACAAAUCAAGAGGCAUCGUGCCAAAUACAAAGCCGUAAAUGGAGUUUGGAUGGAUUUAUCGGCUUUAUUGUUGCUGUGUAGCCUUCCGUGAGCGUGUUUACACUUAGCUAGCCCCUCCUGAGGGCUAAUGUGAGCUAGCAAAGAUGGACCUUGGAACAAUGUUGUACAACAAUUUAAAAGAUGUUACGUGGAGUACGACGGCUUUGCCAUUAGAUCAACUCGUUAGAGCUUAUAGGUUGCCUCAAAUCGUCAAGCUGGACAACGGCCAGUUGGUCGAAGGGCUUCGAGACAAUGACUACCUCUUAAUUCAUUCCUGUCGUCAGUGGACAACCAUUACUGCUCACAGUCUCGAGGAAGGACACUAUGUGAUUGGACCUAAAAUAGAAAUCCCUGUUCACUAUGAAGGUCAGUUCAAGCUGCUGGAACAGGACCGAGAUGUCAAGGAGCCCGUGCAAUACUUCAACAGUGUGGAAGAGGUGGCCAAAGCGUUUCCGGAAAGGGUUUACGUCAUGGAAGAAAUCACUUUCAAUGUUAAGAUGGCUUCAGGAGAAUGCAAUGAAGACACUGAAGUUUACAAUAUAACACUAAGCACUGGCGAUGAACUGACAUUAAUGGGCCAGGCUGAGAUCCUCUACGAAAAGACGUCCAAAGAAAAAUCCAGAUUGAACACCAUUUUUAAGAAGAUCGGCAAACUGAACUCCAUCAGUAAGAUGGGUCGGGGCAAGAUGCCGUGCUUGAUCUGCAUGAACCACCGCACCAACGAGAGCAUCAGCCUACCUUUCCAGUGCAAAGGCCGCUUCAGCACUUGCAGUCCGCUGGAGCUUCAGAUGCAGGACGGCGAGCACACCAUCAGGAACAUCGUCGAGAAGACGCGUCUGCCGGUCAACGUCACGGUGCCUUGCGGUCCGCCCCGCAACCAGCACGACCUCCACCUCAUCCGGGAGGGCCAUCGCUACAAACUGGUCAACAUUCAGACCAAGACGGUGGUUGUGUGCUGCGUGCUGCGGAGCAGCAAAAUAAUCCCCAUCCAUUUCCCCUUCCACACGGCUCUGCCUCGAUUUAUUAUUCCCGAGGAGCUUCUGCAAGGCGAGCUGUGGCUGGACACCAUGGUGCAUCGCUGGUUCUCUUUCUGUCAGGAGCAGUUCGACAUUGACGACUACUCUCGCGCUGUCCGAGAUGUGCGGACGGACUGGAGCGACGACGGGAAGAGCCCGAAAAAGCACAGCGGCGGGAACGGCAACUGCUGCGGCGGCGGGACCUCCAACGGAUGUCCCAACAGCAUGCAGGUCCCCAGCUCUUUAACCUACGCCCGCGAUGAACUGACGCAAUCCUUCCACCGGCUCUCCGUGUGCGUUUAUGGCAGCAACUUGCACAGCAACAGUGAAGUCAACUUGCAGGGAUGCAUGAGCCUCUGCGGCGAUUGGGCCCUUUUGCCCUCCGACUGCAUUCCGGCAGACUCGGCGGAAAACGAAAACUUUUCCGCAGAAAAGUUUGACUGCCCCAACGCUCAGGCGUCACUCGUCAAGUCCGACGUUCCCUACGAGGAGCUGUGGUUGGACGAUUUAAAAAGCCAGAUCCCCAAGUCGUCUUUAACCGAGGGCGUUCAAGCUCUUAACAACGGUUGCGUUGGGACAACGGUGACCUCCUCUGUCCCGGUCACGGGCCCCCUUGGCUCACUUAACAUUCCCGACGUGGCUCUCACUCCACCACCAGUCCCGCCCAAAUCCGAAGCUGUGAAAGAAGAAUGCCGCCUGUUGAACGCCCCGCCGAUUCCGCCGCGUAGUUUGAAACAGAUGCCGUCGGUACCGAUGCUGUCCAAGCCUCGGCAGCAAGAGACGCGGUCGCCAAGUCCAACCCUUUCCUAUUACUCCUCUGGCCUCCACAGCAUUAAUGCAAAGUGCAAACAAGAGGCGCAAGAGAAAAGCAACGUGUGCAACCCGUGUAAUUGGGGCUGUCCCGCCAGCGGCGAGCCAGGUGUCGCGUCGCCGAGCAGCAACUUGCCGUCCGACGGGAUGUCGUCCAGGUUGUCUUGGCCCAACAACUUCAGCGGAGGAGAUUGUCGCGCUUUAGAUGACAUUCUGCCCGGCGGCUGCCGCAGCUACUACAGUUACCCGAGGAAUAGGUCCACAAGCAACCCCAAAACCUGUAGCCUCGCCGACUUUGACGGCCGAGAGAGCCCGCGCGGCGUUAAGAGCCUCAGGAAUGACUCUCGAAGUAAGUCCUGCACCAAAUCUUCCAGUUACAAUUCGGAAAUGUACAAAGCCAAACCCAUCGACGGAUGCAACGCCAAGCAGAGCCUGUCGUGCCCCAUCUUACCUCCAAGAACAGCAAAGUCAAACAGCAUGAAGAAGAAUUCAGAGUUAGCAUCGGACUCAGCUUGUGACGCUCAGCAAGACACCUCGACUUCCUGCCUCAUUACGCAACAGGAAGAGGACGUUCAAAAGCAGAUUUCCAUCUCAAGCAGAGAAUUUCCAGGCGUGUUACCGGGGUCUUCGUCAGCACACUGGCAGCCCCCGCCCAGCCUGGCCGGCCUCUCCAUAGAACAGGUGUCCAAAUCCCUGCGAUUCAUCGGUCUGCCCGACGACGUCACGGCCCUGUUUAUUUCCGAGAAGAUCGACGGCAACUUGUUACUCCAGCUCACCGAAGAGAUUCUCUACGAGGACUUCGAACUGAGCAAACUGCAAGUGAAGAAACUCAUGCAGUUCAUUAACGGUUGGAGACCCAAGAUCUGACUACGGCAGAGACCAGACCGCCUUGGGCGAAGUACUCGCUAUGCACCCCUCAGCCGCGAUGUGACCUUAUUUUCCAAGUCAGCACAUUGAGGCGGGACCCUUCCCAUCGCCCUUUAAAUCUGUGACUGGAAUUAUUUAGCACUUUUGAUUGGGUCAUUUUUCACGUCUGUCAUGAUUUUUCGUUUUGUCUCCGAGCAUUCAUGCCGACACAUGUAUAUUUUUAAAAAAUGGGGGGGGGGGGAAAUCGGUCAUUAAUAGGACUGGUGCAGGGAAUGUGAGGAUCUGCAAAAAAAGAAACAAAAUACAAGGCUAUAGUAUCUACAGCUAUAGUUUGACACAUUUUGAGCUGCAUAGGUACAGUGUAUUGAGCUCAAAACCAAACUCUCCAGAACAGGCUGUGGGGUACACACGUUGAUUUUUACCGUCUGGACAAAAUUUUAAAAUGUAACAGAUCCCACAUGUCAAGGAAAAAAAAGAAAAAAAAAAUAUGUUCUUACUGCACCUGUAUUGUGUGGUGUACUCCAGAGCACACCGGCCCCAUUAUGAUGCCUCCACCCCCAAUCGGGAGUCUACUCCUCAAACCAAAAAUCAGGUCGAGUACCAAAAUCCAUCUGCGGGAGGGAGUAUUUUGCCAGUAAACUGACCCACCCACAAUAGAUUAAAAUCUGCAAUAACUAGUCAUUUUACCCCUUAAAAAUACUUAAAUGUAUUGAAUGAAACUUAUAAAAAAAAGUCUUCAAUAGCACCUGACCUCACUCAGAACUCUACAAAUAAAGAGGUGCAGCGUGCUUGCUUCAA